This is a messenger RNA of Prorocentrum cordatum, 1230 nucleotides long. The record is from the annotation of a GenBank genome assembly. Lineage: Eukaryota; Dinophyceae; Prorocentrales; Prorocentraceae.
AUGGCGGACCGUGGACAUGGGCAGCGUCAGGCGAAGGGCGACUUCGACCCCAAGGGCUACCGUGACGACCUCUACCGCGACCAACCUUCCCAUCAUAGUGCAAGGAUGGCGCACGGGCUGACACCGAAGGCAUCGCCGGCGGCGCGGUCGCCCCACCUGCCGCUGGCCUAUCCCGCCAGGCAGUAUGAUCCUCACCACGGUGCCCAGUACUUCGAUCGGGCUCCGCGCCGGGAACAGGACCCCCGUGGCCCCCGCGACCUCCCAGCCACCAGGGACCACGGGCAAGGCCAGGCUUACCCACCCAACCACGUCGGUGCGCCGGAGAGCGGGGUGCAGGCCGCCAAGAGUGCCAUCCAAAAGCUGUCCGACAUUGAGGUCCGCGAGCUACUCUUCUCGGGGGACGCCGUUGCAUCUAAGCUUCUGGAGACGGCUUACGCCCUCCCCCCCGACUACAAGCCCGACGUCCCGUUCGGCACGGAGGACUUCAUCAAUGAGCGCAAGAAAUGCAACGCCGAGAUGAUGCGCAGGUGCAUCUCCUUGUGCACCGCCAAGACCCGGAGGGAGAUCUCCCAGAACGCCGAAGAGUAUUGCCCCUACAUCAUGCGGGCGCAAGCCAGGCGCAACCUGCAAAAGAUUGUGCCGUUCGUGCCCCUCGACUCGGACACCUUCUCCUUCUCCGUCUUCCUAGCUUGGAUCUCGACCCAGAGCUCGUACAAACGAGCCGAGCAGUCCACGUCAGGCGAGUGCCUGUCCAACAUGACCCACACGGUCGCCGCCCUUCUUGCGGACCAGGGCCAGGCGCAUGCCGAGGCUACGGAGGCGAUCCCUGAGGCGCAGCCUGCGUCGGCUCACACGCUCCGGGCACUCUCAGGAGGGGGUCGGGCAUCUCAGAAGACGGUCACCCAGUACACGCUCGACGACAUCAAAAAGUUCAAGCCUGACCGCAUGCACCAGGCCAGGAACACGAAGACUACCGACUGGGCCAUGGACGAGGCCGUGCCGACGGAGGACUCCCCAGCGUCGGAUCGGCAACGCUUCGCAGUCUACCGCAAGGCGCUCGAUGCCAUCGUGGCGCCCAAGGGCCGGUCGAAGAAGCCAGACCCGAAGGUCCUCGCGGUCUUCAAGGACAAGGCGUCCGAGCUCGGCGUUCGCUUCGACGAGAAGCGAUUUGGGGACUUGUGGCAGCUCCUGGCGGCCAUCAUGGCCAAGACGCGUUCGACAGAGAUUUGA